ACCAGUGACAACAGUGCCAACACCACCAGCAUAUCCCCCCUCCCCCACACACAACCCACAAGACGGGGAAGGCAACACUGAACACCAUUUACUUAUAACAACAGAAGUGGGUGAGCGGCAGGGCGGGAGCCAAGAGACAGACAGACAGACGGCAGCAGAUGGACAGACAGGAGGAGCAUCAUCAACACCUGUUGGCCAGGCACGUGGAAGACAUCACCGAGGCGUGGGUGAAGCGUCUCCUCCUCCACAGCUUCACUGCCUCCGGGCGUGAGGGGAGCAUAACCCUAAGGAGGUGGAGCCGACACAAGUGCCUGUCUCCAGACCCCCUGGCCGGCCACUCCAGCUCGAGGGUCACCGUCAAGGUGGAGUACGAGGUGAAGGGCGAGGCGACGACUGACAAGUUGAAGAAGCAGACAUUCGUGGUGAAGAUGGUGCCCACUGAGGGCCACAUGGCGGGCCUGUUGACGUCUGAGGGGAUGCACCAUGUGGAGGUUGGUCAGUACGGGCGGUUCCUGCGGGCGCUGGGGGCGUGGGAGACGGAGAAGCUCGGCGCGGGCGUGGGCGUGGUGGCCGAGAUUGUGCCCGCCCACGCCCUCGCUCUCAGCACGCCCCAUCACUUCACACUCGUCCUUCCGGAGAUCACCAACCUCGGCUACCAGACGCGGCUACUGGAGGAGGGACUGACGGCGUCGGAGGUAGUGGUGGUGGCCAAGGCCCUGGGGAGGUUCCAUGGGACAGCGGUGGCCUUCAAGGUCUCCAAUGGGACCAGCCUCGACGAUGCCUUUCCCGCCUGCUUCCACGUCGCCCGCGCCGACAGUCCGCUCUUCACCUUCUUCCCAAAGGCUGGGUUCGAACGACCCGCUCCUAACACUGCCAGCCUGCGGCAGGAGUGGAGCGGGGUGCCGGAGCGAGCCACUCUCCUGCGCCUUCUGGAGCCGUACGAGGCCCACGCUGCCCCCCUCGUCCUCCACCACCUGGCCCCCAGGGAGCCCUUCGCCACCGCCAUCCACGGAGACCCCCAGCCCACCAACAUCUUCUUCAAGAACUCUACUGUCGGAGGGUGUGCAAUUAAGCUGAUCGACUGGGCACAGGCGCGGUACAGCCAGGGCACCUAUGACCUCAUCUACCUGCUGUCCAUCGGUGCUGAGCCCGAGGUGAGGCGCCAGGUCUACCUGGAGGCCAAGGAGGAGUACUUCAGAGCCUUCAACGUCACCCUCAGGCACCUCCAGGCUGGUCUCACCUACCCAAGGUCGGUGUUCGAGGCAGACAUGGUGGUGAGCGAGCAGCUGAGCGUGGUGUGGAGUGUGGCCAGUAUCAACCUCCUGUACUCCAGCGCCAGGCUCCAGCGCCGACUGCUUGGCAUCCUCACUGACGUCCUCAGCAACCCGAAUAUUGAGCCUCCGAAGAUGCCUCUCCCAAAACCCUCCUCCCAGAAAGCUUCUGACACCAGGCGCCGCUGCUCCUCGUCUUCAGAGACCUCGUUCACACACCAAACAUUGUGA
This is a messenger RNA of Procambarus clarkii (red swamp crayfish), 1502 nucleotides long. The record is from RefSeq and is a predicted model, not a curated record. NCBI's taxonomy places the organism in Eukaryota, Metazoa, Arthropoda, Malacostraca, Decapoda, Cambaridae.